Messenger RNA from Vitrella brassicaformis, 1759 nucleotides. Lineage: Eukaryota; Vitrellaceae. The record is from the annotation of a GenBank genome assembly.
CCCUUUUCUCCAAACGUCGCGAUGCGCCAGAAGAUGUGCAACAGCCCUUGAAUCAGCGCGCGAAAUCAGCCCACUGAUCUACCCAUAAUGUCUGACGUCCGCGAGCGGGACAGGGAGAGGGAGAGGGAGAGGGAUGACCGUGAUGCCGCAUCUGACGGGGGAAACAGGCGGCCGAGAGAUCACGAUCAAGACGAUGAACGAGACGACCGCCGUGAGGAGCGGCGAGAGCGUGAGGGUGACAAGCACCGGGAGAAGGAGAGGAAGCGCAAGAGGAGAUCUCGGGACGAGUCGAGCGAUGAGUCAUCGUCGGAGUCCGAUGAUGAUGUCAGCAGGAGCGCAUCGGACAGCGACAGCGAAUCUGACAGCUCAGAGUGAGGGAGUGAGUGAGUGAGAAGACGUAUACACAGACAUGCAAUGUCAUUCGUUGUGUGUGUGUGUGUGUGUGUGCUUACAUGUGUGUGCAGGGAUGAGCGGCGUCGUCGGAAGCGUCGGAAGAAGGAGAAGCGUGACAAGGAGCGGCGGAAGGAGAAGAAGAAGGACAAGAAGCGCAAGAAAGAUAAGGACAGGAAGAAGAAGAAAAAGAAGGACAAGGGGGACAAGGACACCGCCAGGGCGGGGGCGGGUGAGUUUCUUACCACCAAUCCACACACGCUGCCACACACAGAUGCACCGCACCCGCUAGUUUGCCAUGUCUGAGUGUCUUGGGCUGUGCUGUGGUGCAGUGACUGAUCAGUGGGGCAAGUUCGGCCAGCUAGUCGAGACGGACCUGUGGCGGAAGCGGCCUGAGUUCCAGCUAUGGCUCAUGGAGGUCAAACAAAAGACGCUGGAGGAACUGUCCAACUGGGUCAGGGAGCGAGGGAGGCAGGGACCCCCGGGCAGUCAGUGCUCACAUACAUGUGUGUGUUUGUGUGUUUGUUCGUGUGGUGUGUUCUGUGCAGGAGGAGAAGCAGUUGUUCCGCGACUACAUGGAGGACUACAACACAGCCACACUGCCGCACCGCAAGUACGCCAACACCACCACACACGUGACCAGCACGACACAGCAACAUCGCACUGUGUCGUGCGUGUUUGUGUGUGUUUUGGUGUGUGUCAGGUAUUACAGCCUGCAGGACUACGAGGCCGAAAAAGCCAAAAAGGUGAGACACAUGACAUACCCGCUAUGUUCAUACGCACAUUGUCGGUGUGUGUGCAUCCGUCCACCAGCCGCCCAAGAAGCGCGUGGAGGAGCCCUCCAAUGUCGUCUCGUUCGACGACGAACGAUCCAGAAAGUAACACACACGCAUCACACACUGGGGAGAGCGGACGGCGGAGCCCUCAAUGCCUUUCUGUCUCUCUCUGCUGUGUGUGUGUCGUCAGGGAGGAGAUCCGGAAGAUCCGUGACGCGCGGGCCCGUGAGGCGCAGCAGGAGGCAUUUGCUGGCAUGGACGAAGAGAAGGUAUUCAUGCAUACACACAUCCGCAGGGCACUCGUACGAGCGCCACUGCAUGUCCUCUCUCCCUUCCUGUGUGUGGUGUGUGUCUCGGCGUGUGUGGUCAGGUGGCUGCGAUGCGUCGGCAGCAGGGGCUCAAGAACCAAAUGCAGACGCUCUUUAAGUGAGACGACUACCAACCACACCGCAUCAAAGACCAGAGAACGCGCUGGCCAUGCGUGUGUGUGAGACUGUGUUUUGUAGGAUGGGUCGGUAUGACGAGGCCGAGAAGAUCCAGAAGCUGCUACAGCCGGAUGAGAAAUGAAGCAUGUCGUCCGUCACUGUGGCCGG